CGUGCGGCCGACGGCGGCGUGAGGAGAUCUCAUGGAUGAUCGAGGACCUGGACGCCAUCGAGCCAGCGCCACUUGAAUCGCAGAGAACGCCGACGAGACUCUGCAGCUGCGAGGAAGUCGACGUGGCCGGUACCAGAGAGCGCGGUGACCUCCGGAAGAUUCGCAGUACCGAAGUGAGAUGGGCUACGAGCAGCUUCCUGUCGCCCGACGACGCGAUCUGGGAUUUGAGGAGGCGUACCAGCGAAGGUACAGAGUUCCGUUGGGAGCUCCAUACCUCGAGUACCGACCUAGAUCUCGCGAGGAAGACGAGAUGCAGCUGCCACAGCCUGACCCCGGAGGAGAAGAAGCCGGAGGGUACGCAACGCGGCGACCUCAGGAAGCACCACAGCGCGGAGACGGACAAGUGGUCGGUCAGACCGGACCAUGUGCUGACACCGAUGCACGACCUAAGGAAGCAUAGCAGCGACGACACGAGAUUCGCGAGAGAAGCCAGGUGGCUACAAGUGCCGGACGUGAUGCCGAAUCCGAAACCCAGAUGCACUUGUCCCAAGGUGAAGACACCGGCACCGGCGUCACCUGUGCCGGCGCCAGCGCUGGAACCGAAAGUGAUCGAAGAACCGGAGAAACCGGCGCCACAGAAAGAAGAAAGAAGACUGUACUACUCCAAGUCGCUAACACCCGAGGAAUCAGCCGCGCCGUGGGAAAAGCCAGAGAUGAAGAGACAAGCCAGCGAGCAACCGAAACCCAUCAGAAUCGAAAAGUCCAGGGAAAGACCCAAGCUGGAGCGUUCCGCUCAAGUGAGAAGCGAGAGCUCAAGGAAAUGGGGUCUCAAAGAGAAAGAGAAGGUCAUCAGUCCUAUUGGGGAGAGCAAGAAGCCGAUACGAGCAAGAUGGGCGAUGAAGCCGCACGUUUCUCUGCCUGCCGAGAAGAAGGCGCCGAAAUGGUACCGCAGCCAAGAUGAGACGAAGAGCAAGAGUUUGCGCGAGCGGCCCAAGUAUAGUAUACGGAGGAGCAUGUCGCCGGAGCCGGACCCGCGGCAGGUAAACAAGUUGGAGAAUAGAAUCGUGCGACGGCUAAUCUCGCCGGAGAUCACCAUCACGAGCACCAAAUGGGCGCCAUACGAGGACUCGUCGCCGUUACCGACAAUUGGGAUCAAGAAACGUGAGCAAAAACACAUCAGCGAAAUCAAGUGGACGCCGUACGACGAGUCGCCAAGCGACAUCCCGGUCGAGGUGAUUGACGACAAAAAAUGGUCGCCUUUCCAUAACGUCACGCCUACGCACUGCCCGCCACCGGUCGCGACACCCUCGCGUAAGAGUGACGACGAGCAAUUCCGAUGGAGAAUGCUCAAUAUGGUGGCGCCGUUCCCGCUCUAUCAAGGUGGCUGGAAAGACGAGUCGCCGGAGAAGACGCCACCGAAGAAGGUCACCACGCCGGAGGACCUGUCGCCACCGGUAUGGUCGCCGAUGGUGCCUGCUACGCCUACCAGCAAGCGAAAGAGCAUCGCGCCGCAGCCGGAAUCACCGUCGAGGUACUCGCCGUCGGAGCGCAGGCCGAGCAAGCAAGCGCCUCGACUUACUCGGAAAGGUGCGUUUAGGGCGAAAACAAUGGUGCCCACCACUAAUCCCCUGGAGGACAGACUGCCACAGGCGACGGCGCCGGCGCCGGCGCCGCCGCCGGUGAUCGUACGCGCCGCCAGCGAGGAACCAAGGCGGCAGAGGCCCCAGCUAAUGAGAUCCAAGGCUUUGUUGGAGGUACCGGUACCGAUCGACGCUACUAAGAGGUCGUUGAGCGAAGAGGGACCCCGUAUGCGUCCUCGUGAGCGCCCAAGAGCGCCCGGUAGAGCUCGCAGCGAGGAGGUACCCAAGUACGACGACCCCUGGUUCGAGGACGAGUCGCCGGAACUGCGCGAAUACGUCACCACCGUGUGAUUGUAGCUUCCGGAGACCGUCGUUAAUGAUACCGCACCAGGUAUUUGGACGUUCGGUUUCCAUUCUACAUAACCGACGCGCUCUGGUCUUAUUAUGGCGAUUCGCGGCGUCGCGCGAGACGCGUGAACUCGCGUUGUUGUGCAGCUUUUCACGACAGGAGAGAUUAUUUUCUAAUAUCCAUUAUCUGCGAUUUUAUAAAGUUACCGAAUGCGAGGACGAGGUUGAAGUAAGAGAAACAACGUUGAGUCGCGAAGAGGCUAGCCGAAGAGACAGGCGUUCCGCGCGACCGGAGCGCGAUCGGUUUUCCAUGCAAGGGCCUCAAGAGUACACCUUCGAAACCACCUAAGAGACGAGACAGUCGACGGCUGAAUACAAGAGCAAAAAUUUGCGGCGAGGUCGAGCAAACGGGAAAGCAGAUUCUAACACUCGAUCGUCCGGAGAGGCGCUGAAAACUUCGUUGGCCUACACGAAGACUACGAUGGAAAAUACCAAAAACAACAAAAAAAA
Odontomachus brunneus is the source of this 2438-nucleotide messenger RNA. RefSeq names its product pollen-specific leucine-rich repeat extensin-like protein 1. Lineage: Eukaryota; Metazoa; Arthropoda; Insecta; Hymenoptera; Formicidae. The transcript has a single exon. The coding region runs from base 36 to 1931 and encodes 631 amino acids. The record is from RefSeq and is a predicted model, not a curated record.